This is a messenger RNA of Amborella trichopoda, 1475 nucleotides long. RefSeq names its product beta-glucosidase 12. Lineage: Eukaryota; Viridiplantae; Streptophyta; Magnoliopsida; Amborellales; Amborellaceae. The record is from RefSeq and is a predicted model, not a curated record. Gene Ontology annotation, biological process: carbohydrate metabolic process. Gene Ontology annotation, molecular function: beta-glucosidase activity.
GGUGGAAGAGGACCAAGUAUAUGGGAUGUUUACACCCAUGAACACCCAGAGAGGAUCCAAGAUCAUAGCAAUGGAGAUGUUGCAGAUGAUUCGUAUCAUCGAUAUAAGGAGGACAUAAAGCUGAUGAAAGACAUGGGGAUGGACGCGUAUAGAUUUUCCAUUUCCUGGUCAAGAAUAUUGCCGAAGGGAAGUUUGAAAGGUGGGGUAAACAAGGAAGGGAUUGCAUAUUACAACAACCUAAUCAACGGCCUCAUUUCCGAAGGCUUGAAACCUUUUGUCACGUUGUUUCAUUGGGACCUCCCACAAGCACUCGAAGAUGAGUAUGAAGGGUUCUUGAGUCCAAAGAUUGUGGCAGACUUUGCCGAUUACGCAAACCUUUGCUUUAGUGAAUUUGGAGAUAGGGUCAAGCAUUGGAUCACAAUAAAUGAGCCAUUGAGCUAUAGCGCAGGUGGUUACGCCUUUGGAAUAUCUGCUCCUGGCCGUUGCUCUUCUUGGGUUGGAAAUUGUAGCAAAGGAAACUCAGGAACUGAGCCUUACAUCGUGGGCCAUAACCUCAUUCUCGCUCAUGCUACUGCUGUAAAAUCGUACAAGGACAAAUACCAGGCAUCUCAAAAGGGAGUGAUAGGCAUAACCCUGGUGUCUAUUUGGAUGUUAGCCCAUUCACCAACUAAAUCCAACAAUGCUGCUGCUCAAAGAGCCAUAGACUUCUUGUUUGGAUGGUACAUGGAUCCAUUGACAAGAGGAGAUUAUCCAAUUAGCAUGAGGUCCUUGGUGAGGAAAAGGCUGCCCAAAUUCACAAAAGAGGAGUCCGAACUGGUGAAAGGGUCAUUUGAUUUCAUUGGAUUGAAUUAUUAUACGGCUAGAUAUGCAGCUAGUGUUGUUCCAAACAAUAAGCUUCCUCCCACUUAUGCCACUGAUUCUCGUGCCAACCUUACAACUGAGAGGAAUGGGGUUCCCAUAGGACCUCAGGCGGCCUCAGCCUGGCUCUAUGUUUAUCCCCCUGGAAUUAAGGACUUAUUGGUCUAUACAAAGGAAAGAUACAAUAACCCAGUGAUUUACAUAACUGAAAAUGGGGUUGAUGAGUUCAAUAAUGCGAGUUUAAGUCUAGAUGAACAGCUCAAUGAUAAGAUGAGAAUUAAGUAUCAUUCCAAGCAUCUCGCCAUUGUUCGCUCCGCCAUCAGGGAAGGUGUUAAUGUAAAAGGAUACUUUGCAUGGUCACUGUUAGAUAAUUUCGAGUGGACAAAUGGUUACACAGUUAGAUUUGGCAUAUGUUACGUUGAUUACAAGAACGGGUUGAAGAGAUAUCCCAAGAAAUCAUUUCACUGGUUCAAGAAAUUCCUCACAACAUAGAUUAAUCUAAAGAAACAUUCAACAUCUCUCUCUCUCUCUCUCUCUCUCUCUCAUACACACUCAUGGGAGACGAGAAAUAAAUGGUUUGAAGGUUUUACAUUCAAAUGUUGGACUUGCAAUGAGAA